Molecule: messenger RNA, 795 nt
Organism: Melozone crissalis (California towhee)
Lineage: Eukaryota; Metazoa; Chordata; Aves; Passeriformes; Passerellidae
Product: cathepsin G-like
Exons: 4
Coding region: 1-795 (264 amino acids)
Biological process (GO): proteolysis
Cellular component (GO): intracellular membrane-bounded organelle; cytoplasm
Molecular function (GO): serine-type endopeptidase activity
Source: RefSeq, a predicted model, not a curated record
AUGCUGCUGCUCCUUCUGCUCACAAAUGCUUUUGUCCUUCUGCCUUGGGCUGGGGCUGGAAGGAUCAUUGGUGGAACGAAAGUGAAGGCUCACUCCAGACCCUACAUGGCUUACUUAAAAAUUGAAAAUAGCUCAGAUAUUUAUACCUGUGGAGGGUUCCUGAUUCGCCCAGAUGCAGUUCUCUCAGCAGCUCACUGUGUGGAUAAAAAAGGCAGGGCCGUGAGGGUCACUGUGAUUCUGGGAGCCCACAACAUAAACAGCCGAGAACGGAGCCAGCAAAAGAUCCGUGUGAGACAAUGGGUCAUCCAUCCUGAAUAUUCCCAUGAAGGCUUCAAAAAUGACAUCGUGCUGCUGAAGCUGAAGCCAAGGGCCAGGAUCAAUAAGAAUGUGCAGUUUAUCUCAAUUCCCAGGAGAAAUGAACGGGUGAGAGAAGGAGCUUUAUGCACGGUGUCUGGCUGGGGCCGGACAUCUGACACAGGAAACAAGACUAAUGUGAUGAGAGAAGUGAAACUGAAGGUGCAAAAGGAGAAAAUCUGUCAGCAUCGUAUCCCUAACUACCAGCCUCAGUCUAUGAUCUGUGUUGGUGACGAAAACAAUAAAAAAGCAACUUCCCAUGGUGAUUCUGGUGGCCCAUUAGUCUGCAAGAAGAAGGCUCAUGGCAUUGUUUCUCAUGCACUCAAAGAGAACCGCUUCCCUGAGGCAUUCACCAGGAUCUCCCACUUUGAGCCCUGGAUCCGUGAGCAGCUGACAAGGUUUUCACUCCAAGAUAUUCCUGGCUCUCCAUCCUCUGACUAA